CGUGUAGAGAUAUCAGUACACAAAGUAUGAAGGAUGAGGCAAAUUGCAUUAGAAUUUAGGAGAGAGGGCAUUUGAAAGAGAGAGCACAAAAUACAAGAAGUCAAAAAAGAGGUUUUGAUUGUCAGUUUCAAAGAAAUCUAGCUGAUGAACAACAAUCAGGGCCUUCCAUAUCAUGUACAGAUGUCAACAAACCAGGUAUGGAAAACGAGUUAAAUGUUUGCAGUGGGACAGUAUACAUUGUUAACAUCGGAAAGGAAGGCAAAGAGAAGGUGGUAAAGGAGAACCUAUUAGAGAGAGGGCCUGAAAAGCAAGGAGCCCAACUAUCAGACAGCCCUGACUACAACAUUGACAAUGCAUUCAGUGAAAACAUUGAAACUACCCAUGGAACCCAGUUCCCAGGUCUGUACCAACUUGCUAAUCCUUUAUUUAUAUAUUCUCUCCUUCUACCAAAAAAAAAUAUAACUAAUCCUGACCAACAACCUGUUGUUCUUGAUUUUGAUGGAGAGGAUACCUCUGAUACUGAAAGUGAUGAGUUUAUUAGUUUGACUUCUAUUUCACGUAGAGAUGUUAACACACCAUGCCUUGAAGAUGAGACAAAUGUUCACAGAAGGACGUUAUGCAUCCCAACUUUGGGAAAGGAAAGCAAAGAAGAGGUGGUAAAGGAGGGCCUAUCUGAGAAAGAGCCCGAAAGACAAGGGGCCCAGCCUUUUUCAGAUGGCCCUGAGUACAACAGUGACAAACCAUCCAGUCAAAACACUGAAACUGCCCAUUUAAGUCAGAGGCAAGCUGAAGCAGGAAUUUCCGGAAUUCCGAAAGAAAUCCCAAAAGAAGUUUUACGACAACAUAGAACUAAUCCUGACCAACAACCCAUUGUUCUUAAUUUUGAUGGAGAGGAUACUUCUGAUAUUGAAAAUGAUGAGGUUAUUAAAUUGAACUAUUCCAUAAGAUUCAGAAGGCAGCAAAGGAAGUGCACAUACCUAGCAGUUCCACAGUUGGGGAGAAAGAAGGUUCCGUGGACAAUUGAGGAAGAACAGAUGCUUAGGGAGGGAGUAAGCAAGUUCUCAAGUACAGCUGGUGGUAGCAUUCCAUGGAAGGAAAUUCUGGACCUUGCAUGCGAUAUGAUUUUGAGAUCUGAGGCAGCUCCCAUUCUGAGAAAUGUUAUGAUUUACCUAGAGAGAGAGAUGGGCAUUGGAAAAAGAAGCACUCCUCCUAUGGGAAUCCGAGGAAGAGACUACUCAAACACACAAUAUCCACAAAUUCUAGUCACCACCACAACACCUUUAAAUGCACCCCAACAGUCUGUUUCUUUCAUCUUCUUCUUGCCUAGGUCAAUAACAGAGGUUUCUUUUACCAGUAUUCUUACUGUUCACAGGAUUGCCGCACCAAGCCAAAGGGCAUGAAACUGAACUAGGAAUAUGGAAUGAUAGUUGAGGGUAACUAGAAAGUACCCAAUAGAAUCCCUCUUACGCUCUCAGGAUAAAUUGUUUAAAUAGCUGAUAAUAAAUAUUUAAUCACUAA
This is a messenger RNA of Rubroshorea leprosula, 1518 nucleotides long. The record is from the annotation of a GenBank genome assembly. Lineage: Eukaryota; Viridiplantae; Streptophyta; Magnoliopsida; Malvales; Dipterocarpaceae.